AUGAAAAUAUGGGCUUUUGGAAAAAUGGUUGCUUUAAUGAUUAUAUUAGCAGUGAAUUAGAAUGCGAUAAUUCUGAUAAAGAUUACAUGUUAUUUGAAAAUGAUGAUUACAGUAUUACAACUGAUAAUACAAGCGAAAUUCCAUCAAUACCUGUAACAACUAUCAAUGAUGAUAAUUGUAUUUAUGAAUUUUUAUUUGAUUACGAAGCAUUACAAAAUGCUAACGAAAAAUUAGUUUAG
Molecule: messenger RNA, 239 nt
Organism: Funneliformis caledonium
Lineage: Eukaryota; Fungi; Glomeromycota; Glomeromycetes; Glomerales; Glomeraceae
Source: the annotation of a GenBank genome assembly